GUUUACUCUCCAGCCAGUCAGUCAUCAGGAGGCAGCGGGAGAGGUGAAGCAGGUGAGGGCCACGAACACACCUGCGCCGCGGAGGGGAGCAGAAAGCAAAGGUGAAUGAACUACGAGGGAAAAACAGAAUACUGACGAACAAAAAAGAAAAGACGGAAGAAGGAGAGCGAGGUAAACAUGGUAUCAUCUGACAGAAGGCGCAUCAAGGUGGCUUAUGAUGAGUGGGUGCCGUGGACGCGCGUAGUGCACCAGCAGGACGGCUCCGUCAAGAUCGAGGGCCCCAUGGGAUAUGUGAUUGAACUCAUCGCCCACAACCUUCGGAUUGAUUACGAGUUAAUUACUGCCCCGGAGAAGGUGUGGGGCGGCCCGGACAAGGAUGGCAACUGGAAUGGCAUGCUGGGAGUCCUGCAGCGAGGGGACGCGGAGUUCGCGAUAGGUCCCUUCACCAUCACGCCGCAGCGGGAGACCAUCUGCGACAUGUCCGUGCCCAUCUCGGGGGCAAACAAGGACAUCAUGAUGGAGAGGCCGAGGCUGCGGACAGACAUGGCGGGCUUUCUGAAGGCCUUCACGUUGGAGGUGUGGCUCCUGACGGCGAUGAGUAUAUUGGCCAUCAGCUGCGCCACCAUAGUGCUGGUGAAGGCCGAGGGACACGUCUUUGGCCGCGUCGUCAAGAACGCUUACUCGCACACCAUCCUGUGGGUGCUCAAGUCCGUCACGCAGGAGAGUUCCCUGUGGCUGCCGCCCCAUGACGCAGGCCGCGUGUUGGUCACCACCUGGCUGCUGGCGUCCCUGGUGUUCAUGUCCUCCUACAGCGGCAUCCUCACCGCCAUGCUCACUCUGCCUCGAAUAAUUAUUCCCAUCGACUCCCUGGCAGACCUAGUGGCGCAGGACGACAUUUCCUGGCGCCUAGAGGGAGGGUCGUCGCUGCACCAGUACUUCAGGGAGGCGAAGAGCGGCGUGCAGCUGGAGGUGUACCAGCGGCUGGGCGGCACCUUCAAGGACUGCUGGGAGGUGCGGGAGCAGGUGAUAGCUGGCAAGUUUGUUGGUUUGUGUGACGAUACCACCAUCAUGAAGGUCAUGGCCUGGGACUUCAGCACCAGCGGGGAGUGCCACAUCUACAUGGCGCGGGAGAGCAUCAUCUCCAGCGUGUGGAUGGGCAUCGGCUUCAAGAGGAACUCCAGUUACAUUCGUCGAGCAAACAGAGUCAUCCGCAUGAUAACGGAAGCGGGACUGGUGCAGCACUGGCUGACUGAGGAGAUCGGCAGCAUCCCUCAGUGCCUCAGGCCGCCCAGCGCUGACCGCGGCCUGGGCAUUGCUGCUCUUAACUUCGAGGCCUUCAGCGGCCCCCUGCUGGUGCUGGCGGGAGGUGAGCAGGUGGAGUGGAAUGGCAGGAAAGAAGAAAUAACUAAACGCUUGUUAUCUUCCAGUUUAGUAUUUUGCAAACUCUACAGGCUAUGUUAUUUUGCAACACUACUGUCCUUGCUGUCAUGCUGUAAACUUAAACUGACGAAUAUCUUUUUUUCUGGCACUGAACCCGCCGCCUCCCCAGGGCUGUGGGUGGCGGCCAUGGCCUUCGCGAUGGAGCUCCUGGUCUGGCGCUUCGCAGCCGUGACCCUAAACUGACCUUGACUUAGCGACGCUGACUCCCAUGCCUCACUCUCCCUCACCAACACGCUUCCACAACACAAUACUCACCUCAACACACGCCAGGGGCGUGUGUUGAGGUGAGUAUUCACGACCUCGCGGGGCACCACGACUUAGGAAGGGCGGUGACAGACAGACACAUUUAUGAUCCCGAGACGCCCGUGAGUUUAUGACACACCCUUGACACUGUGCCGGGAGAGUGGAGCCUCAAAACGGUGGAAAUUUGUUUUGUUUCCUCACAGACCAUCAUACUGACAGAGUGAUGUCAUCCUCUUCUCUGCUUCUAAGUAAAUAUACACAAAUGGACUUCUUACUGUUGCUCAAGGAAACCAGCAUCACCCAAUAUUUUCUAAUCUAAUAAAGGGUUUAAUC
This is a messenger RNA of Scylla paramamosain (green mud crab), 2016 nucleotides long. Its product is annotated as glutamate receptor ionotropic, kainate glr-3-like. Gene Ontology annotation, molecular function: ligand-gated monoatomic ion channel activity. Bases 178 to 1623 code for a protein of 481 amino acids. Gene Ontology annotation, cellular component: membrane. NCBI's taxonomy places the organism in Eukaryota, Metazoa, Arthropoda, Malacostraca, Decapoda, Portunidae. The record is from RefSeq and is a predicted model, not a curated record. The transcript has 10 exons.